Molecule: messenger RNA, 273 nt
Organism: Saprolegnia parasitica CBS 223.65
Lineage: Eukaryota; Oomycota; Saprolegniomycetes; Saprolegniales; Saprolegniaceae
Exons: 2
Source: RefSeq, a predicted model, not a curated record
CCGGUCUAUCCAUUUCAGGCGGGAUUGCGGCGGAAAGAGCUCGGUUUCGCAGCCGGCUGCCCAUGCCCCCAGCGCAAGCGACCGUCGACUCGUCGAGUGUAUGUGGGAUGCAACGCCAACUGGCCGUGCGACGAUCCUGGUCGUCAUUCGCGCUUGACGCCAGGGCAGCAGCAUUGGACUGAAAACUCCCAGCGCAUGUCGCGGCCCGUGCGCAUGACGCGGCCCGUGCGCAUGCCAGUCGCAGCAGGCGUUCAGCUGGCAGAUGUGGCUUAA